This is a messenger RNA of Spodoptera littoralis (African cotton leafworm), 1038 nucleotides long. Lineage: Eukaryota; Metazoa; Arthropoda; Insecta; Lepidoptera; Noctuidae. The record is from the annotation of a GenBank genome assembly.
AUGGGUUCAAAAUUUAAUCAUCUCACAACUCAGCAAAAGUCUGAAAUAAUUAUGUUGUACAAGCAACGUGUAUCUAAUACCGAAAUCGCUAAGCGCACGAAUGUAUCGAGGAGGUCGGUGCAAUUGUGGGUUCACCGAUUUGCAGCUACUGGUAAUAUUGGACAUGAAGCGCGUGGUCCUAAAGUACAAGGAGCUUCCUCAACUCAUCACAGAGCAGUAAUGGAAACGUAUAAAAGAGAUCCUUGUGCGCCAAUCCGUGAAAUUGCAAAAUCACUAUAUAUCAGCCCACAGACUGUGAGACGCCAUUUACAUUUGGCUGGUGUACCUCUUCACAGGCCACUGAAGUGCUCACAAUGCAGGAGUCGUAACUCGAAUACGGGAGUCAAAAUAUUAAAUGGGAAGGUGGUCUGUCCUAAUUGCAGCGCGGAUAUAGAAGUAGAGGAUAGACAGCAGGAGAAAUUAAACGCGAUGCUAGUUCGGGUCUACUCGUACUUUGCUAGUACGAAUGCAGGACUGUCACAUACACAGCUCCAAAAGCGCACGGCUCUGUGCAGCGGUGUCAGCAAGGAUGACGUGGAACGAGCAUUAGAAGUACAUCAUCAGGCGCAGUAUGCUGGGGCACCAGCCAGGAAGCGAUGGAGAAUACGGAAAAGGAAAUCAAAUACACCAUCGCCGGAACAACAAGAGCAGUCAGGGCAAAUGGAGGACCUUCUUGAAGAAAGGGUUUUUGUUCAGAAUGAAAACGACACAAGCAAUGAGGAAAAUCCCCUUUACAAUGAGGACACCAAGCCUGAUGUAGCUGAUAUACCUGUACCUCUACAGGAUCCAUCAUCAUCUCCAGUACAAGAGCAGUCGGGGCAAAUGGAGGACCUUCUUGAAGAAAGGGUUUUUGUUCAGAAUGAAAACGACACAAGCAACCAGCUUCAAUGUGAGACUGAACAUUUAGAGACAUUAUACUUGAAGACUGAGCCACAAGGAAAACUACGAACAUAUCCCUCCCAUCGAUCAAGAGACAGAAAAUCAAAACACAACAGUUAG